Molecule: messenger RNA, 577 nt
Organism: Thermothelomyces thermophilus ATCC 42464
Lineage: Eukaryota; Fungi; Ascomycota; Sordariomycetes; Sordariales; Chaetomiaceae
Exons: 2
Coding region: 85-300 (71 amino acids)
Source: RefSeq, a predicted model, not a curated record
CUCAGCGAUCACAAACAAACAACCAUCACAACUCGACACGCAAACUCCUUUUUUCAACUACUACAUCACAAACAAUCAAUCAUCAUGGACACCAUCAAGCAGGCCGGCAACUACGUCUCUGACAAGAUCUCCAGCGCCACCCACGCUGCUUCCAAGGAGGCCAACAAGGACGUUGCCAAGAACGAAAACGCCAACAUCGGCACUCGUGUCCAAGCGGCCGGCGAUGCCGUCGCGGACAAGGUCAAGGAGCACAAGGACGACGCCUCGGCCGAGGCCAACAAGCAGGCCGCCACCCACUGAAUCAACGCCUCUCGUCACAAGCGCUAACAACGAACUCUCCUCUGUUUUGUCACUCGGCUUUUGCUACAUGACAUAACAUGACAUGACAUGAGAGGGACGACGGCUGUUAUGAGAUUUUUCUCCCUUAUAUUCCUUGGGUUUUUUCCGGGUUUAAUAAUCUUUUGGAUGGAGCUCUGGGAAGGAAGGAAGAUCGCAAUGACACAAACACAAUAAAUAACGCCAAUAACUGGCUUUCUUAGCUAGAAGACAAUUACUCAACCACGCGUUGUCAAAACUG